UAUUAUUUACAGUAACCUUUCAAAUUCUAACAACAUGUCUAUUCAUCUAAACAUUCAACCUGCAGAAACAAAAAUCCAUUCCCGACGAUUGCCAAACCGUCGCAAAAAGAUAAACAAACCGAUGGAAUCAGAAGAAAAACAAACAGUAAUCGAUGAUGUUUCUAACAGAUUGAUCAACGGUGACAUGUCAACGAAGAUUCAAGCUGCUGGAGAGAUCAGGAGCAUGAUCCGUAACCGUCGUUGUUCCAAGAAGAUUCGCGUCAAGUUCGCCUGCGCCGGCGUUAUUCCCCCGCUUGUUGUUAUGCUCUCUUCUUCAGAUCACGAUGCUUGUGAAGUUUCGCUUCUCGCGCUGCUUAAUCUCGCUGCUAGAAAUGAUCGAAACAAGGAACAAAUUGUGGUAUGUGGAGCCAUUCCUCCUUUGGUGAAGCUUCUCAACUUCCAAACCAGUGACAACCUAAGAGAAUUAGCCACCGCUGCGAUUUUAACAUUAUCAGCAACACCGAAGAAUAAACCAACAAUCGCCAGUUCAGGAGCGAUCCCUCUUUUGAUUCAAAUCCUCAGCUGUGGGACGAUACAAGGAAGAGUUGAUGCAGUCACCGCGCUUCACAACCUAACCACAACCAAAGAAGAACCAGCCAUAGUUCUUGAUGCAGCCGCCGCCUCACCACUCAUCAACCUCCUUAAAGAAUGCAAAAAGUAUUCAAAAUUUGCUGAGAUAAUCACUGGUUUGAUCAACAUUCUAUCCAAAUCUCACGAAGGAAGACUCACGAUCACAAAAGCCGAAAAUGGGAUACUAACAUUAGUAGAAACAGUCGAAGAUGGGUCGUUGGUUAGCAAAGAGCACGCGGUUGAUGUUCUGCUUGACUUGUGUAGAAGCUCGAGAAGUAAAUAUCGGGUGCUUAUUCUUAACGAGGGUGCGAUCCCAGGUUUGUUACGGUUAACUGUGUAUGGGACCUACGAAGCGCAGAACAAGGCUAGGUUGCUACUGGAGUUGCUUAGGGACUCUCCUUCUGAAAAGAGGUUGAGGUCGUCGGUAUGUGACAAGAUUGUUCGUGAAAUUGCAGCUCGGGUUGACGGGUCAUCGGUGGAAACCAUAAAGAUUUUGUUGCAGGAUAUGGUUCAAAGAGGCAUGAGCAUGGGUUCAUCUUGCAUACCCUCAAAAUGAGGUUAUUUUAACUAAGUGAAAUAACUUGAAAUUUUGUAAUGGGAGUAUGAUGUAUGCAACAUCUCACCCAUUUUGUCUAAAAGGAGUUUUUACUUGACAAGAUGAGUGGUGUUUCACUGGAGUAUAAA
Messenger RNA from Helianthus annuus (common sunflower), 1293 nucleotides. Its product is annotated as U-box domain-containing protein 3. Gene Ontology annotation, molecular function: protein binding. The transcript is spliced from 2 exons. NCBI's taxonomy places the organism in Eukaryota, Viridiplantae, Streptophyta, Magnoliopsida, Asterales, Asteraceae. Gene Ontology annotation, cellular component: nucleus; cytoplasm. The record is from RefSeq and is a predicted model, not a curated record. Bases 35 to 1165 code for a protein of 376 amino acids.